Sesamum indicum (sesame) is the source of this 789-nucleotide messenger RNA. It is a transcript of the gene PSRP3/1, whose product is annotated as Ribosomal protein PSRP-3/Ycf65. The record is from RefSeq and is a predicted model, not a curated record. Lineage: Eukaryota; Viridiplantae; Streptophyta; Magnoliopsida; Lamiales; Pedaliaceae. Gene Ontology annotation, cellular component: ribosome. Gene Ontology annotation, molecular function: structural constituent of ribosome. Gene Ontology annotation, biological process: translation.
CUCUCUCUCUCUCUCUCCUCUCUCUCUCUCUCUCUCUCUCUCUCUCUCUCUCUCUCUCUCGUGUGUGUGUGUGUGAGUGCAGACCAGAAAAUGUUCUCCCUGUUAGUUCAACCAAGCAUGAAGAGCACUUUGACAGACCGGCCUUGGUCUGUUUUCAAGAAUCUGUCUUCUGCUCCAUUCCCAGACUCAUUUUCUGUGAAGCCAAAUGCUUCCUCUUUGCACUCAUUACCCAUUCUUGACCUGAAAUUUAAACCCCUUAGGAGAAUUCAAAGGCUACCUACUGCUGCAGCUGCCACAGAAUUGGCUCCAGAAGAAACGCCUGCUGAGAUUUCAGACUCUCAACAACCUGAGGUGGGGGGAGUGGAGGUGAAAUCCGUCGUGAAACCGAGGCUAGUGUUGAAGUUCAUUUGGAUGGAAAAGAACAUUGGUCUUGGGCUGGAUCAAAUCAUACCAGGCCAUGGAGCUGUGCCUCUGAGUCCUUACUUCUUUUGGCCAAGGAAAGAUGCAUGGGAAGAGCUCAAGGCUACUCUAGAGAGCAAACCCUGGAUAUCACAGAAGAAAAUGAUUAUACUUCUUAACCAGGCCACUGAUAUUAUCAAUCUCUGGCAACAGAGCGGUGGCAAUCUGUCCUAAACACGCUUCUAGUAUCACCCAUUUGUGACAAUUUUCGGGUUCAUGUUGUAAUAUUUGUCUUUGAGUUCUGAAUUCAGCUACAUUAUUGAUUUGUACGUUCUAUUUUAACUACGGCCUAUUGUUUUAUAAUGUGGAAUUUGGACUUGUUUUCGUUUC